Talaromyces stipitatus ATCC 10500 is the source of this 2334-nucleotide messenger RNA. Its product is annotated as transcription initiation factor TFIID subunit 12, putative. Lineage: Eukaryota; Fungi; Ascomycota; Eurotiomycetes; Eurotiales; Trichocomaceae. Gene Ontology annotation, biological process: RNA polymerase II preinitiation complex assembly; DNA-templated transcription initiation. Gene Ontology annotation, molecular function: DNA binding; TBP-class protein binding; protein heterodimerization activity. The record is from RefSeq and is a predicted model, not a curated record. Gene Ontology annotation, cellular component: transcription factor TFIID complex; SLIK (SAGA-like) complex; SAGA complex. The coding region runs from base 1 to 1875 and encodes 624 amino acids. The transcript is spliced from 2 exons.
AUGGAUGGCCAGGCUGCCACGAACCAGCCAGUCCCGCCUCAACAGCAACCUUCCUUGAUCCGUACGGACCAAGUGGCCAAACUCCCUCAUUUAAACGAUGCCCAGAAAUCCCAACACACACAGCUCGUCCGGGGCUUGUGGGAUAUUCUCAAUUCGCGCGAUCCGUCCACCGAUGAAUACCGAAAUGCGCAAAUGAGGCUUAUGCAAAUAUCGCAGAACCUCAUGAAGGGAAUGCAACUAUUCAGGAAUAAGAUUCAGCAGCAGCAGCAGCAGCAGCAGGCUCAAGCACAAGCCCAAGCUCAAGCUCAAGCUCAAGCCCAAGCCCAGGCACAGGCACAGGCACAGGCACAGGCACAGGCACAGGCACAGCAACAGGCUCAGCAGGCUCAACUACAAACAGGACAACAGCAGCAACAACAAGCUCAGGCACAACCCGCUCAAAACCCACAAGCUGCUCAGUCGACUGGUAACAUCACGGCGUUUAGUCAACUCCUUCCAGCGAUCCAAGCCAAGGUCAAUAGCGUGCAGUUUCAGUUGCCUCCCAACGGAACCAGAGAACAGACUGCCAACUGGUUGAAUGAAGCAAAGCUUAGAUAUGGGAUGGCGCUGCAGAAACAGGAAAUCGGGCGUCAACGAAGUCUGGAAGUGCGACAACAAGUUCAAGCACGUCAAAGUGCUGGGGGUGCUGGGUCGAUAAGCACAGAAGAGAUGCAAGCAUUCAGAACUCGACAACUUCAAGCAGAGAAGUUGUUUCGCGAAGGUCAAGAAUUUCUUAGAAAAUUCUCAGAACAACAAGAAGGAUUCAGAGCUGCCAGAGCUGCUGGUACAGCACAACAAGGCGGCGCGCAGCCAGUACCGCAAGCUCCAAAUCAACCAGCGACCUCGACGGCAACUCCCGUGAGUACAGCUACACCAGGGCAUCCUGCACAACAAGCACCGGCACCUCAUACUAUAAAUUCUGCUGUAAAUGCUGCUCGGGUUCAGGCUCAACAACCCAGUGUACCAGCAUUGACACAAGCAGGCCAAGUUCAGGCAACCGCUGCUCCUCAAGCACAAAUCGCAACGCCCACCACAGCAGCCACUCCAGUAACAACACAACCAGCAGGACAACCAGUUCAAGCCACAGCUCAAACAGACGCAGCCACGAUGGCACAGAAUCAAGCAGCUAACGCCCAGGGCCAUCCACGCCCGCUGUCGCACGAGGCAGCUAUUUCUCAAGCAGCAAAAUCCUACCAGGGCAAUCAACAACAACAAUCUAAUCAACAAACCCAACAGGCAGGCACCCCGCAGUCAGCAGCAACUACCCACGCACAUCCUCCUGGCUACAUUCAGAAUCGUUCAACUGAAAACACCACUCGCAACCACAACAUGGCUAUCCCCAAGAACUUGAACGUGCAGACUCCUGAGCCUGUUGCAAUGGGCACUCCUCGUCCUACUCUUUCUGGAGGUCCCAGUCACGGCGCGAUGGGUGUCAUGGGCCAACCCGCCAUUCAGAAACAUCCUGGCUACGUUCUCGAGGGCGAAGGUCAACGGGUCUUGAGCAAGAAGAUGCUCGACAUUUUGGUCCGUCAAGUGACUGGUGGAGGUGAAGGCGAAGGUCUCACUCCUGACGCUGAAGAGUUCAUCCUCCAAAUGGCAGACGACUUCGUCGACGACGUCAUCACAGCAGCCUGUCGUCUCGCCAAAUUGCGUCCAUCAUCCACCCUCGAAAUCCGCGACAUCCAGCUCGUCCUAGAGCGUAACUACAACAUGCGCAUCUCUGGGUUUGCCACUGACGACUUGCGUACCGUCAAGAAGCCGCAGCCUGCUCAGGGUUGGACUCAGAAGAUGUCUGCCGUCCAAGCUGCCAAGGUUACUCAGGGGAAGGCUGAAUAGUCUUUCUACAAUUUCCUUUCUUUAUUCAAUUCAAAUGAGGAGCGACGGCGUACGGCAACGGUUUAAUUUUUAGCUUUCUUCUCGUCUAGAGCAUGAUACUCAGGAAAGAAUGGUUGGGUAGUCGACGGUGCUUGGAAGGAAAGGAGUUUUGAUCAGGUUUUGCUUUCCUAUGAUACUAUCAAGUACCUUAGAUAGGUCUCUUGAAUGAUACAGUAAUAUGGCCAUACCUGUCUUCUUCCCUAAGAAAAAGGUAUAUACAUUACCUCCCCUCAUUAGAACCAGACUUCCUAUCCCCUUCUUUCUUCGUCUCAUCCUUAUCAUCGUCCGAGACAGAACCAGAACCAAACCUCCAAAUCCAAUCCUUGCCUUUCCUACCCCGUUCAUUCAACCACGCUGCAUCCUCCUCUUCGAUAAGAACUCUAUCACUUCCUCUCCCUGGUGUUCCACCGGAUGACCCGC